This is a messenger RNA of Ceutorhynchus assimilis (cabbage seed weevil), 5337 nucleotides long. The record is from the annotation of a GenBank genome assembly. Lineage: Eukaryota; Metazoa; Arthropoda; Insecta; Coleoptera; Curculionidae.
CAAAAAGUAAACAUAACAUGAGGUUUAUUUUCACAAGCACAAGCUAAUUUUAUUUUUAUAUUGAUAUAAAUUGCAACACUAAAAAUGGAUAGUGAAAUGCCUGAAGAAAAUGCCAGUGCCAAAAAACGCCCAUUAGAAAAUGAAUCGGUUGAAGAAGAGCCAAAAACGAAAAAACCCAAAGUGUUUUCUAUAAAACAAUUUAGAAAACAGCUUCAUUCUGCUGAAAAGCAUCAAGCUCUAAGAGAAUAUUUAUCAGUUCUCUCAACUCCUUCAAAACAUGACUACCUUUUGGACUACCUCAAAAAUGGUGGUAAUUGUCUGGAGCUGCUUCAAACUCUUGAAAGUGACUCGGCUAUAUCUCCAGCAUUGGUCUUCGACUUGGUUACUCAGCUUCUUUUGGGAAUCACUGUUAAAUAUGUCGAUUAUUACAGUUCAGCUUACGAAUCUUGUAGGUAUUUGAUCAACAACUAUUUGCCAGUUGUACACAAAAUGUUAGGAUUGAGCUCGUCAAAGGAGGAAAGAAAGGUCUGCCUGAAAUUGUUAACAGCUAUGACAGCCCUAUCAUCAAACCUAGCAAAAGACAUUUUAAUUAAUGUUAAAUUCCAUUCAGCUAAUAUAGCACUAUUGACCAAACAUACUGGAGAAAAAAAUAGUGUCAGAGAUAGUUUUGUACAUUUUUUAACAGCAUUUUUAGUAGAUGCUGACACUCAUACACUAUCAGUUUUGUUAGAAAAAAGCAGCCUAUUAACCAGUAUAAUAUCAGGUCUUCAAUAUGACGAUCCAGACACAGUAUGUGUAGUAGUAGCUGCAAUGAAAAAUCACAUUUUAGAAAACCCUUCUAUAAUGAAAACAACAAAAAUGCAUGUCUUUAAUACAGCAGUUGUGAAAGAUAUUGUCAAUUUAUAUAAUUGGAAAGGUCCUGAAGGUCUUAAGGCACUAGACAAAAACAACAAGAACAUCAUCGAAAUUGAUAAAUUGGCCAAAUCAAAAGUCAGCGAAUGCAUUCACGAUUUUUUGUUGAUACUAUGCACCUCACAUAAAUUAGGAGUAAUAUUUAGAGACCAUCUUGUGGGUUUGGGCAGGAAAAACCUAAACAGCCUCAUGUAUACCGUUUUGGACAGCCUGGAUAGGCCUUGGGAGCACUCAUAUGCCAGCGAACUUGUUCUUAAAAUUUGCAAAUCUUGUCCUGACUUGACCAAGAAUAUGUGGUUGAUUGUUAAGCCUUUUUUGGAACCGCGUUUGACUGAAAAAUGGUUGAAUACUAUGGAGUUUUCUGCUAAACUAAUUGAGGAAAUGGAACCAAUGUGUAUAGAAUAUUGUGCAAAAGAUCUAACUCCACAACAGCUUGCCCAAAUUAUAGAAAUGCUUGUAUCACCAGUACCAAUCCUGAAAACCCUCCUAACAGACAAUCAUGAUAAAGAUGUAAAAAUUCAUAUUUUAAAACUACUGCAUCGCAUGUUGGAAAAAAUUAAUUUAUUUUUGAGUGCCUCAAGAAAAUGGACUAAUAACCAUUUAAAAAUCACUCAACAUUUAUCUAAUUAUAUUUCAAAACAUUAUCCAAAUGCUUAUAGCUUGCUUCAGGAAUGUAAAAAUGAACAAGAAGAAUAUUUGGAAACUGUUUUGGAUAUUUUGAAUAUUUAUAAAAACGUUGCCCCUCAAUUGCUUUAUAACGUUGCCGCGUUAGACUUCAAAGAUUUCUUGGAAAAAUUAUCUGAAAAUUCUGAAGAAGUUGAAAAAGUUGAACAUUUACAAAUAAAAAUCAUAAGCAUUUUUGUUGACAUUGAUCAGGCAAGUUUCUUGCCUGAAACUGAAAUAUUUGCCUAUAUUGUUCCAAUUUUACUUAAAGUCUAUCACAAAGAACACGAUAAUAAAUUCAAAUUAAUUUUAUGGAAACUUUUGAAAAAUACUAGCAUUUUUGAUAAUAAUAUUCAUGAAAUUAAUAUCUGGCUCAAUGGGAUUUUUAAUUUUAAUAGUUUUAGUAAUAACUUUGCUAAAGAUUUUGUUGAAAUUGUUAAAGAUACUGCAGAAAAUUUAUUGGAGUAUCAAAAAGAAAUUUUACAAACUACUGAAGGUGAUGAUGAUGAGACUGUAGAAAAUAAUGAAAUAAUAGAAAACCUUAUAAAACUAUCCAACAAUGAAGAAACUGUAAAUAUUAAAAACCGAAACUGUUCAGCAAUGAUUCAAGGCUUUUUCACGUACAUUAACAAAAGCCAACACUCCAAAAAUUUGAAAAAAUAUUUGGAGCAUGUUUUGAUUAAUUUAUUCCACAAUCAAACUAAUUUACCAAAAUUUGCCUCUAUUAUACAAAAACAUAAAGAAUUAAUCCCUUCAAAUAUCUGUAAAUACAUAAAUAGUUGGUUAGCAAAUCAGCCAAUCCACAUAAGUAAAAUUAAAGGUGUUUUAAGCAUUUUUAAAGAUAUAAGUGACAAUUUUUUGAAUGCCUCUUUGAAACCAGACAAUUUACAUGGAACAUUUUAUCCUGACUUUUUGCUAGAUGUUACAAGGCUGGCAAGUUUCUAUUUCACAAACUCACCAUCAGAGAAUAAUGUUAAAAAUUUAUUAUUUUUAAUCCAGUAUAUUAUUGACAAUAAUUUUGACACCAUUGAUGAUGGAUUUUUGCAGCUUAUUUUAGCACAACCGAUUUUGGUGAAGAGUUUCAAUGUUCUAAGCAAAAACAUUAUUACAAAACCCAUUUUAGAUAUGGCAAUAGCUUUGCAAAAAUCCAAUAUCAAUUUGGAUAAUUAUUUGCAAUAUUAUUCGAGCAAAUUGUAUCAGAAUAUUUGUAAGUUGUUGAAAAAUCCUAAGAAAUAUUCAACUGAAAACAAUAUUCUAGAAUGUUUGCAAGUAUUUCCUCUGAACUAUAAGCAAAGCUUAAAGAUUAUUGACCAAAUAUCGGUUGAUACAGAUACAGAAAAUCCUGCAAUUUUAAAUUUGCUCACCUACAGCAUAGACAGGAUUUUAGUUUUGUGCAAAAAUCAACCACAUUUGGAACCUAUUAAUGAGAAACUUAUACUUAAAAUAACUACAGUUUUAAUUAAUUUCAACAAUGAAAAUAAAGAUGCUAGCUCAUUAUCAAGAGCCCUAAGGCAUUAUUUUGAAAUAUUUCCUCAUAAUUCAACGAAUAUCAACAAAAACCUAUUUUCAAGCCUUUUAACACUGUCCGAGUACAAUAAAGACCACGUGGACUUAGUAAUAUUCCUUUUACAAAACGAUUUAGAUUUAUUAGAACACAUUGAAGCUAAUAUUAGUUCAAUUUGUGACAAAAAGGGCCUAAUAUUGCCUAUAGUGCAUGUGUUGGUAAACAAUAAUACUUCUAAUAAGAUUUUAGAAAACAUUUAUUCAAACCUGGAAUCUUCAAUAAUAAAAGCAAUUCGGAAGCCUCAAAAAGUUGGCCAGCAUUUUGCUAAAAACUACGAUGUGACCACUUUAAUUGAAAAAUUCAUGCCUUUGGAUAAAUGUAUAAGUUUUGCUGAGAAAGUACAAAAAUUUGAAGUGGCUGAAGUGUUUCAUGCUCGUUUACUUGAAGCUUGUUAUAGCAAAAUAAUAAAUUCAGAUAGUAGUAAUGAUAAACACUUAAAUAAUAUUAUAAUGACUUUUGUACAUUUGGAAAUAGCUGUUUUUAAAAGGAAGCUUGAAAAAGAAGAAGAUAUACAUAAAGCUAAUGAAAUAACAAAUGUAUUUAGUAAUGUUUUAAGUAAAAUUGGACCAAGGACUUUAGAGUUUACUGUUAAUGAUAGUUUUUGUAAGAUUGCAUUGAAAUUUGGUGUCUCUGGACAAUCUGUUUUGUUAAAUGUCUUAAACAAACUAAUAAAAAUUUACAAUGUAUCUGAAGAUGAAGCAGGUUUGUUGCUGGACAUGCUACUAUCGCACUCAGAGUUUUUAAAUGUCAUGUUAGGUGAACAUAGUGUGACAAAAUUGGAAGUGCUCCAGUUAAUUUUGAGUGUUUGCGAAAAAUGUCCCAAAUUUAUGGUGAAAAGCCAUAUAGCUGUUUUAUUGUCAGCUUAUAGAGGAAUGCUGACUAAAUGUGACCAAGUAAUACUGGCUUUGCUCAAAUUAUAUGAAUCGAAACCUGAUCAGACUGGAUUUUAUGAUUUUAAACCUUUUUUGUGGGGCAGAGCUGCUGCUGCACACUAUUCUGUUAGGACACAAAUUGGUAACUCAUUGACUAGACAACCUAAAAUUUCUGAUGUUUUAGGUAUUUUAAAAGAGGAUUUAGUAAAUUGUACAAUAACAAAUUAUCCCCUAAAUAAUGGUUUACACGAUUUACAAUUAACUGAAGAUUUGCGCUGCUACGACUUGAAAUUCUUGUUGCCUCUAUUCAGUCACAUUUUAGCUCCAGAACAGCAAGUUAAAACUUACGUUUUCACCAGAUGUGGUGCUUUGAGUUUAUCAGUUCUAAGCCUGGCCUGCCAAGACAAAGAAGUGCGACAGGCCGCUUGUCACGUUUUAGCACGUUUACAUUUCCAUUUAGAAGCGAGACAAACUGGAAAAGAUAAUUUGUUAUGGAUUCGAUUUGUUGAGGCUUUAUGUAAAGGUGUUGCAGUUUUGCCUAACUUUAAGCUAAACUCCUUCUCAGCCAUAUUUUUUGCUAGGAUGGCACUAAUUCUUACCAAUCCAAAACACCUAAUGUACUCUCCAUUAUCGUCAUAUUUAAUGGCCAAACAGGAAUUGGAUUUAAGUACCGUGCCUGAAUUGUAUACGUUACUAUUUAGUCCCGAUAUCAACUAUAAAGAACAUCAAAAUUUUAUUUUGGAAAUUUUAAGGGACGGUAUGAAAUGUGAAAAGGAUUUUCUAGAUUUUCUAAAGUCGAUGGGCUUUAAAUUGUUUUCAGAGCUUUUUAAUAGUUGCUUGUCAGAUUUGGACAGUAAAUUGUUGAUUUUAGAUGUUUUAGAAGCUAUUUGUAAGAUUCCUUUAGGAGUUAAGAUUCUAAUUGAAAAAUACUCUUUACUGUCUCAAUUGAGUAAUAUGGGCACUAAAAUGCCAAACAUAUUCAAUAUACUUUUAAAUAUUGUUAAAAUCCGUACUGAUAAAUAUACAGGGCAAAUUAUUUUUGAUAUUUCUCAAUCUGUUUUUGAUUCAGAUAAUUUACUAAAUUUGAAAGAUAAAGAGUUGGAAUCUUUUUACGAAAUUUUUUAUAUAGUUUUUACAAAUAAUCCCUCAAUAAUUGAAAGAAAUCGAGGCGAUUUUAUAAAUAAAAUAACUUUAACAACUCAGGAUAGAUUUUGUAAUUAUUUAGUCAAAUAUGGGGUAAAUAGAAUAAGUGAGAAAUGUGCCGAGCUACAAGAGAAACACAAGUUGCAUUAUUUGAGGUUGUUAAUUUUUAAUAUGUUGAAAUAA